UCCGGUUCGAGCUUGCAGAGCCUCUCUGUUGUUUUUUUUAAUUGUAUUUUCUUCAUCCUGGUGUUGGAACAUAUGUGAGCUAAAUGGAUUCACAAGAGGCAGACUGGACAGUUCUGGUUCUUACCUGUCAGCAUAAAGAUAGUGUCUGUGCUUUUCAAAGAGAACUUGAGAUAAGGCAGCGGCGUGGUGUGCUGCCCCCUGGAGCUCUUCUCUUGACUGUUGAGGAUCCUCAGGCUCAUGUUGGAAGUGGCGGUGCAACCCUAAACGCACUUUUGGUAGCUGCGGAACAUUUGAGUGCCAAGGCCGGUUACACAGUAGUUUCAUUAGAUGUCUUGCAGGGGGCACGCUUGUUAAUAUUGCACAUGGGUCGUGACUUUCUGUUUGAUGACUGUGGUAGGGGUUUUACCAUACUUCCUGUUGAAGAUCCUCGACAGCCUGUUGAAGCCUUGACCUGCAACUUGGACAGUUUGCUGGAUACUUUGAAAUACCAGCUGUGCCCUGGCUCCCCUCCAGGUGUGUGGAUCUGCAGUACUGACAUGGUAUUGACUGUUCCCACAAAACCAAGUGUAGAUUGGAAUAUGUUUAGUGGUGCCCUAGUAGUCUCUGUGCCAGGAACUCCUGCCUAUGCCAAAAAUCAUGGAGUUUAUCUGACUAAUAAAGAGGGUUUAGUUAGAGACAUUGUCUAUUGUGGCUCAGAAGAAAGAAUUCAGCAGUGUAUCAUUGGAGAUCAGAAGGUCCCUCUGGUAUCUGGAAUUGUGUUCCUUUCUUCAGAUACAGCUGAACGUUUUCUUAGCACCCAUGUGUCCCCUCCCUUGGAUGGCUGCACCUACCUAGGACUAGAUUCUGGAGCUGAACCUUUAGAGGUGUCCCUUUUCCUGGAUGUGCUCUUGGCUAUGGCUCAGGAUGUCAAUAAGGAGGAUUUUCUUAAAGGGGCUCCUGCUCUCGGCAUUGUGCCCAGAGACCCUGAUAGGACAAGAGGUGCUCGUGCCCUCCUCUGGAAAGAGCUACAUGAUCUCCCACUAACCAUGGUUUACAUAGAAGAUGGUUGUUAUGAAUAUAUGACAUUAAGCCCUCGGGAUCAUAUCAGAAACCUGACCAAGGCAGCAUCAGGAAAGCACCCCUGCAGCAAAAUAGCACAUUCCUUUGUUACGCAUCCUCUGCUAAUAGAAGAUGGCAGUUCAGUGGUGAACAGUCGGCUGAAUGGAGAAAUAUUUGUCAGUUCGGACAGCGUGAUACAGAACUGCGAUUUGGAGGGUCCCCUGUUUGUGGGAAGCGGAUGUUUACUGACUGGCAUUGACCAGGAAGCUGCAUCAGAGUUGAGAGGGCACCGGCUGAAUGAUGUCAUACUGCAAGCUCAUCCCAUUCGUGUGCAGCAGCUUUCCCUUACUGUGUAUAGUCUCCUGGGUACAGAUGAUCAACUGCAGUGUUUUCAUGAUGGUAGUUCAGGCACUUAUCUUGGUCUUUCCUGGGAGGAGUUCUUCCAUGGAACUGGAAUAUGCGACAAUGACCUGUGGGGACUUGGUACACAUGCAAAUGAACACAGUUUAUUAAGUGCUCCCCUUUUUCCUGUACUUCACCCUUCUGAACCCUUAAGGGUCAGAGAUGUACUAUGGUUUUUGGGUUCAAAGAAGGGCAGUGGAGAUCUUGAAAGUCAGCUACAGCGGUGGCGCAGCUCCUGGCGCAUGUCUUGGCAAGAGCUGCGCCAGUACCGGGACCAGGAGAAAACUCUGCAAAACCGCAGGCAGACAUUUUUCAGACAGGCAGAGGCCAAACUGCAGAAAGCUUUACUGAACAGGGAGGAGCGAAGCCUUCUACCUAUCAUCAGGGCAGCAGUGCAGGAAAGAAGCCAUGAACUUCUGCUUACUACUCUGGACCAUGUGGCAUCAGUGGCUGAAGAUCCAGGAAUAGCAGCUCGAGCACUUGCAUGUGUGGCUGACGUCCUGGGCUGCAUGGCAGGAGGAGAAGGGGGGCUAAGAAGUGGGCCAGCAGGUAACAAGGCCUGGUCUUUUGGUUACCAACUUCUGGAGAAAGGAGACAUUGCCAAAGGUGUCCAACAGCUGGCUCUGGAACGUGAGAAAUGGCUUGGCAGACCAGCCCUCCUACUACGAGCAGCUCGUCAUUAUGAAGGGGCAGAGCAAAUCUUAAUCCGGCGGGCUGUUAUGUCAUCUUGUCAGUUUGUUUCCAUUUCCCAGAAAGAGCUGCCAGCUAUGGGUCAUUGGCUGUCUGCUGAAUGUCCCGCUCGCAUUGAUAUGUCUGGUGGCUGGAGUGACACCCCUCCAAUUACAUAUGAGCAUGGUGGUGCAGUGGUGAAUGUGGCUGUGCUAGUGGAUGGCCAAAGACCCAUUGGUGCUCGUGCAAGGAGAAUCCAGCAACUGGAAUUGCGUCUGUGUAGUGACAGUGGCCCACCGGGGACAGAGUUGCACACUCAGCUGACAUGCCUUAACCUCUCUGACCUGCAAGAUUACUGCCAACCCCAUGCCCCAGGGGCACUGCUAAAGGCAGCUUUCAUCUGCUCUGAGACUUUAAACCUUAACUCUCAAGAUACUUUGCAAGAUCAGCUUUAUAAGACGUAUGGGGGAGGCUUUGAGUUGCACACCUGGUCCCAGCUGCCUCAUGGAUCUGGCAUGGGCACAAGCAGCAUCCUGGCUGGAGCAGUAAUGGCUGUGCUGUACAGAGCAUCUGGAAGGUCCGCAGAUGCUGAAUCUCUUAUUCAUGCAGUGUUACACCUGGAACAAGUUCUUACCACAGGUGGAGGUUGGCAGGACCAAGUUGGAGGCUUGAUCCCUGGAGUGAAAAUGGGGUUUUCAGCUCCAGAGUUACCUCUGAGAGUACAGGUGGAACACAUUGCACUGCCUGAUGGCUUUCUGCAAACUUUAAACCAGCACAUCUUCCUGGUGUACACUGGAAAGACACGCCUAGCACGCAACCUUCUGCAGGAUGUAUUGAGAAAUUGGUAUGCCCGCCUCCCAGACAUUGUUCACAAUACAGACGAGCUAGUGAGUAAUGCAAAGCAAUGCGCUACGGCCUUCAGAACUGGGGACCUGCCACUACUUGGACAAUGCUUGAGCCGAUACUGGCAGCAGAAGAAGUUCAUGGCACCAGGCUGUGAACCAUUAGCAGUGAGAAAGAUAAUGGAUGUCUUAGAACCAUAUGUAUAUGGGCAGAGUCUAGCUGGAGCUGGAGGAGGCGGCUUUCUGUAUAUUCUAACAAAAGAACCUGGACAGAGAGAUGUACUUCAGAAGUUGUUGGAGCGCACUCGUGGCCUGGAGAGAUGCAGUGUACACACAGUACAGCUAGAUACGGAGAAUUUCACAGUGCAUUUGGAUGAGGGGGAAAGUCCAUAAGAGAAAGAUCUGCCUGAAGAACCUUCAGAAAGACUGGAGUACAAAUGUGUAAUUCUCAGUAGAUCGCACUCUACUCUGAAGACCACUCUAUUGACUUAUUUUGGGGUAGCGGGAAGCUCUGCCAGAUUUGUAAGAUCAAACGAAUGAACUGGUGGAGGGUUGUAAUAUAUAGUUAUAAAUAUUUUUAAUAGAUGAAAGCAUUUGAUUUGUGUCUACCGCUGAUCAUGGUUGUAUUGCCAAUUAAAUUCAGUUUAUAUUUGUUCCCACCUGGUAACGGUCUUGUUUUUCCUACAUAGAAUUAUGAAUUACAUAGACUAUAGUGCAAGCUAGUAAAUAAAACCGCUGAUUUAUACCA
Messenger RNA from Xenopus laevis (African clawed frog), 3699 nucleotides. It is a transcript of the gene fcsk.L, whose product is annotated as fucose kinase L homeolog. Gene Ontology annotation, biological process: GDP-L-fucose salvage. Gene Ontology annotation, molecular function: fucokinase activity; ATP binding; transferase activity, transferring phosphorus-containing groups. The record is from RefSeq and is marked provisional. Lineage: Eukaryota; Metazoa; Chordata; Amphibia; Anura; Pipidae.